GUCCAAAAUGCCAAACAGAUGAACAGUGGGCUGAAACACAUGUUGGAGUCUGGAAUUGAAGAUUUCAGACUUGCUGAGUCUAACCAGAAAGUGAACGCUCGCUGGACCACAGACGAGCAACUUUUGGCUGUUCAAGGAGUCAGGAAGUAUGGCAAAGACUUCCAGGCCAUCGCCGAUGUCAUUGGUAACAAGACAGUAGGCCAAGUAAAAAACUUCUUUGUAAAUUAUCGUCGGCGUUUCAACCUGGAGGAGGUGUUGCAGGAGUGGGAGGCAGAACAGGGAACUCAAGCUCCAAAUGGAGACACUGCCUCUGGAGAAGAGGGAAAGAACAGCUCGACCACUCCGUCAGGGAAGAGCACUGAUGAAGAGGACGAGGAGGGUCAGGUCACCUCCUCAGGUGCAUCUCCUGCUGCCUCCUCUUCUUCUUCGGGUCAGAUUCCUGUGACGUCCAACUCCUCCUCCCUGCACCAGCCYCCUCCCCUCCUGAGACCCUCUCUGCCAGCCACGCCGUCACUCCACCGCCAGCCCCCACCUCUUCAGCAGCAGGCCCGCUUCCUGCAGCCCCGCCCCACCCUGCAGCAGCCCCCGCCUCUCAUUCGUCCCUCCAACCCAAUUCCGCCUCGCCUCAACCCCCGGCCCACCCCCGUGAGCCUCGGUGGUAACCCUGGAGGCUCCAUGUCCACUCAGCAGCCCUCUGGCCUGGCUGCUCACCAGUCGGACUCAGCCACCUCCUCCUCCAGCCACUGAGUUCUGGUUCUAGAACCACUUUAAAGCUUCUGCACUCACUUAGUUUCAGAUUUGACAAUUAGAUUUUUCAAAAAAACACUAAAGACCAAAAAGUCACAAAUUGACACAAAACAACAUAUUCUUCAUGUUUCAUUUUGUACUUUGAAAGUGCUGUAAUGGGAGAAGUUCGCCUGUUUUUCAGUACAUGGUGACCAGAUUCUGGGUUUAUAUUAACAAAACUUACGAAUCAUUAUCAACAAAUGGAUUGUGUUCC
Austrofundulus limnaeus is the source of this 1000-nucleotide messenger RNA. RefSeq names its product REST corepressor 3. Gene Ontology annotation, molecular function: transcription corepressor activity. Gene Ontology annotation, cellular component: transcription regulator complex; histone deacetylase complex. NCBI's taxonomy places the organism in Eukaryota, Metazoa, Chordata, Actinopteri, Cyprinodontiformes, Rivulidae. The record is from RefSeq and is a predicted model, not a curated record. Gene Ontology annotation, biological process: negative regulation of DNA-templated transcription; regulation of transcription by RNA polymerase II.